Molecule: messenger RNA, 1331 nt
Organism: Schistosoma turkestanicum
Lineage: Eukaryota; Metazoa; Platyhelminthes; Trematoda; Strigeidida; Schistosomatidae
Source: the annotation of a GenBank genome assembly
AAUUUGAAGAACAACAGAAACUGCGUUUGACCCCGCGCGAAUUCCAAUUCACUAAUCACGCUUUCUGCUCAUAGUUUCAUUUUUCAGAGUCAAAAAACUUGCAUGAUUACUGGUUAUUGUUCGUUGCUAUCCUUAUUAAAUUUCAAUGCAUUUUAUGUGCUUUCUGGGUCGUCAACGUACCUGUUCCUUUAUUAUUUUUUCUAGUCAUUCUGGCUCACGUCACCCCAUGGUCCCAUAGUGCAAAAGAUACCUUCUAGCUUGAUUCAAACGGCUACACAUCAUCAUGCUCAAUACCUCACCUCGAACUGUUGUGCGUGUAGGGUCGAGGCGCAGUGAUUUAGCACUUCUUCAAACUGCAAUUGCAGUCGAUUUACUCAAAGAACAAAAUCCACAUAUUUUUUUCGAAGUUGUAAAGAUGUCAACUGUCGGAGACAAAAUUCUCAAUGUUUCGCUGUCAAAGAUAGGCGACAAAAGUUUGUUUACAAAGGAGCUUGAAAAUGCCUUGCUGGCUGAAGAAGUUGAUUUUGUCGUACACUCACUUAAAGAUGUUCCAUCAGUCCUUCCUACUGGUUUGGUCCUUGGAUGUGUGUUUGCCAGGGCAUCUCCAGAAGAUGUCGUUUUAAUGGCUCCACAUAAUCGUGGAAUGAAGUUAUCUGAUCUCCCCACAGGAUCAACAGUUGGGACGAGUGCCGUCCGGCGCGUGGCUACACUUGCACGCAAAUAUCCUCACCUAAAGUUUGUAUCUAUACGUGGAAAUCUAAAUACAAGGCUUGCCAAACUAGAUGCUCCUUUGUCUUCACAAGAUGAUUGCUGCGCGGGCAGUCUAUCUGCAAGUUAUGAUGCUAUCAUCUUGGCCAAGGCGGGAGUUGAGAGAAUGGGUUGGUCCGACCGCAUUGACGAGGUUUUAACGGACACUUUUUAUGCUGUCAGUCAAGGUGCACUGGUUUGUGAAUGUCGUCAGAGUGACUCUUUUAUUACGAAUUUGUUAUCACGUAUUCAUGACGAGUCAGCUGCCUUAACAGCUGUUGCUGAGCGUAGUUUAAUGCAUCAACUUGGAGGCGGUUGUUCUAUUCCAAUUGGUGUACGCAGUAUUCUUGUUUCAGAAAAAGACGUAAAAUAUGCUAAACUUACUCUUCAUGCGAAUAUACUAAGUGUUGACGGUAAGAAGUGUGUGGAGAGAUCUGCUUUUGUUAUUUUCCCAGAUAAAAUGCCUGACAAUGAUUGCAUGGAGUUGAGUUGUAAAUUACUGCAAAAGUCAAGUAGUUAUGACGAUGUUAGUAAAAAUACGCCACUAGUCGAGGAUAGGGAUUUACUGUCCUCUCCGACUAAAG